ACGAUUGCGGCGGCACAGGCCAUUGUGAACGCAGCCAACUCCUCCGAGACGACAAUCUCUGCCCAUGAUAUGGGUCUUUCACAGCAGCAGCAUCCCUGCUCUGGCGAUUUGAUGGACCAUUUAAGUCUGGCGACCCUCGGCGGCGCCAAUCCAGGCAAUGCUGCCAACACCGCUGCUGGUGGUGGUGGUGGUGGUGGACGCCUCGCGCCUAAUCUUGUUGGUGGCCUGAAGAUGGAUGAGUAUCCAUCGAGGUCUUUUGAAACAGACCUCGAGGAGUCCUCUAACCGGUCUAGUUCUGUCCCACCUUGUGGAGAUGGACAAGAUUCCACUGGUACGUUGCCGCAUUUGCUUUAUUUGAAUGUUCCUCCUCUGCACGCGUCUCCUCAUGUAGGAAACGGGGGUCCCAAAACAGUCUGUGUUAGUCGUUUCCACCCCAUUGAAUUGUUGCUUUAA
Messenger RNA from Dibothriocephalus latus, 453 nucleotides. NCBI's taxonomy places the organism in Eukaryota, Metazoa, Platyhelminthes, Cestoda, Diphyllobothriidea, Diphyllobothriidae. The record is from the annotation of a GenBank genome assembly.